AGGAUCGCACAAAUUACCGGUUCUUAACCCUCCGCCUAAAAUAAAACCCGCCAUAUUACCGGUCACCAAUUCUUUAUUUCUCCAUUUCUCUUUCUCUCUGUUUUCUCUCACUGACUGCCUCUCCUCUUCUGUUUGGUGCCCAUCGGAACCCUAGCUUGCUCCGGCGAGCUUCUCCGGCUACCGAUGAUCUCUCUUCCGGUAAGGUUCUCCGAUAAGCUUCGCUCGUUUUUUAUCUGAAAAUGUUGGAUGCAUUCGGAGCGGUUCUUGUCCGAUCCAAGACCUGGUUUCACAGGAGGAAAAAAACCCUGAUCCGUUGAAAUUCGAUCCUCUUUUUCGUCAUGAAAUUUAUCGAAUCUGUAUCAUAUUUGAAGGCUUCGUCUUUGUAAAGCUCGCAAAAUUAGUUUUUUUUUUUUCUUUGGUUUCGAUUUGUAAAUUUGUGUACAUAUAGUUGAAACUGAGGAACUUCGUGCGAGAUUGGAGGAGAUUAGGGAUUUGAGUGGUGAAAUUUGGGGGGGUGAUUGGGGUCUGGGUUUGAUCAAUUUUGGGGAAUUUGAGUCGUAGAGAAGGUGGCUAAGAUGAAUUUGAGCUCCGCCGAGGAAGAAUCGGCGCAUGAAGUUCGUAUUCCUGCAGAAAUUGAUUGGCAGAUGCUUGAUAAAUCCAAGUUCUUCGUCCUUGGCGCCGCGCUGUUUUCCGGCGUUUCAGCGUCUCUUUACCCUGUUGUGGUGUUGAAAACCCGGCAACAAGUAGCUCAAUCCCAAGUCUCGUGCAUCAAGACCGCUCUUUCGAUUGUUAGGCAUGAUGGAAUUAGGGCGUUGUAUAGAGGAUUUGGGACAUCUUUGAUGGGUACAAUACCUGCCCGGGCGCUAUACAUGGCGGCGCUUGAGGUCACUAAGAGUAAAGUCGGAACUGCCACAAUUAGGUUAGGGUUCUCGGAGUCUGCUGCUGCCACCAUUGCCAAUGCCACUGCAGGGUUGAGUGCAUCAAUGGCUUCACAGCUUGUGUGGACUCCAAUUGAUGUUGUGAGUCAGAGAUUGAUGGUGCAAGGUGGUGUGAAGUCAAAUCCCAAAGUUCCUAGUGCAUCUGAUUGUAAAUAUGUUAACGGGAUCGAUGCAUUUAGGAAAAUCAUGAAGACGGAUGGGCCAAGAGGAUUGUAUAGAGGGUUUGGGCUAUCGAUUGUGACAUAUGCACCGUCAAGUGCAAUUUGGUGGGCAUCUUACUCUGUUGCUCAAAGAACAGUUUGGGAUGGAGUUGGGUAUUACCUUUGUAAAAAAGGUGACUUGAGCAAUGAGAAUGGAGUCAACACAUAUACACCAGGUUCGAAAACAGUCAUGGCAGUUCAGGGAGUCAGUGCAGCCAUGGCGGGUGGCAUGUCAGCCCUGAUCACAAUGCCCUUCGAUACAGUUAAGACAAGGCUGCAAGUUUUGGAUGGGGAGGAAAACGGGCGCCGUGGACCAACAAUUGGACAGACUAUUCGGAAUCUGGUUAAGGAGGGUGGGUGGACGGCUUGUUACAGAGGAUUGGGGCCGCGUUGGGCUUCAAUGUCAAUCUCUGCAACAACAAUGAUCACCACCUACGAGUUUCUGAAACGGUUCUCCACGAAGAAUCAAGAGGUAUUGACAUGAUAAAAUCAGCAGAGAAACAGAUGUUUGAUCGAUCAUAGGUCUAAUUCUAUUUAAUUUUAUCUUAAGUUGUUUCUGUUUUUCCUUUAUAUUAUUAACCUGCACACUUGGUUGAUCAAAUGUAAUACAAUGCAGGCUUUCCUGUAUACGUUAAAUAUCUUAUUUCAAUCAAUAGUGUGUCGUUCACUAGCGAAAAUAUGGAUGCUAAUGUGCC
Molecule: messenger RNA, 1833 nt
Organism: Pyrus x bretschneideri (Chinese white pear)
Lineage: Eukaryota; Viridiplantae; Streptophyta; Magnoliopsida; Rosales; Rosaceae
Product: solute carrier family 25 member 44
Exons: 1
Coding region: 576-1622 (348 amino acids)
Biological process (GO): transmembrane transport
Source: RefSeq, a predicted model, not a curated record